GCGGGUUUGUUAUGGUCUGCAAGUCACAAACUGUGUGUGUUGAAAUGGUCCUAUCUGCCCCUUGCACUCAAUAUGGAUACGCUGUAGCUGGGUCUCGCAUGGAUGUACUACAAAGACAAGAGUCGGGAUGAUGACGCUCCCAACGUGACAUGCCGAGGGUGAAGGAACAUGAGGAUCAAGGUGUACAAUGUCGGUGACAGAGAGGUGGUCACAUAUCACAUCAUUCUUCUGUUGGGGGAAAUUGAUGACUGUCUGGACGAUGGCGUCCUGGAUGUGUGGAACUCCAAUGACAUGUCCAGGCGCCGCUACCAGUGGCCUGUGGUUGAGGGCUGCUUUAAGGUGCUUAUGGAGCUGAAACUGGGUGAAAACAUCCUUAGUGUUCAAUUUGAGGAUGAGGUAUUGACGUUGUCGCUCAUAUUUGAAGAACCCAAAAUUGCCCACUUUGUCCGCCCAGUUUAUAUUGUAUUGUCUGACGAUGAUGGCUAUUUUCAAGGCCCUGAUGACGAAGAUUGCUCACCUACUAGUGCCAUUCGGAGGAUUACACUUGGAGCCCAGUUGAUACAGACAUUCACUGCAGAGAAAAUGAAAGAACACGGUUUUGGCCGGCAGACAUUCCAGCUGGAAACUGGUGAUGACAAUGCCCCUUUGUGUCACUUAUUUCGCAGUAAGCUAACAACAGAACAAGCAUAUGCUAUGUCUGGGAAUGAUCUGUGGAGCCAUUUUGCCAAAGAGUUGAUGACAUCCCACUUACGAAAUAAGGACAAGUGCAAAUGGUAUUGUUUUAUGUCUUUCACUCGCUAUCAGCCUCCUUCUGAUACCGACAUUCCAAAGACACACAGUGAGAUAUUACGCUACACAAAAGGACACACAGCAUUAGGUGGUGGUGGACUGGCAUUGUUUGGGACUGGGAAUCUCCACACAUGGGCUGAGAGUCUCGAUGAGGUGUACGCACGCCUCACUGACUGCCGGAAGAUUAACAGGAGGAAGUAUAUGGAUGACAGCGCAUACAGGGAGUACUACUGGGCCAACUACGUCACAGGGCUGGGGGCAUCUCUCCACGAGCUUGGACACACCUUUGACCUUGCACACACACCUUCAGGGAUCAUGGCUCGAGGUUUCGAUGACCUCCACAAAGUGUUUACCAUCCAGCGGCUGCGGAGCAAUGGCGCUAGCUCUGGACGACAGCGCUACAACAGCAACAGCAGCAGCAUAUCAAGGACACCCUCCAGCAGCAGUAUAGAGGGCUCCCCACUCUCCAUGUCGCUAGAAGCAAAUCAACGAAGAUAUAAAGAUGUCUGCUAUGGCAGUCCUUACAAGCGGAUUUCCCGGUCAAGCAGUAGCAAUAGCAUAUACAUAGCCCCACCCCCUCUGGUUGUCAAGGUGGAGACAGGAUUCAAACCCGUGAAAUCCCCAUCAAUGCUUACUUUCUCUGUGAAGAACUAUGAUGGCUCCGAGACCCACAGAACUAUAGCUCAGGACCCAGGAGGAGAGACAGUGACAGAGCUCAAUGUGGCCACGGACGGGAAGCUCCAUAGUGGAAAGGCCACUCGCAGAGAACGUCGCCCCAGUUCAUGUUCCAGUGUGGGGUCCUCUGCCAGCCUGUCCCCAUCUUCCUCCACACCCUCCACACUCCCAAACUCCCCCGAGGAGCCCGACCUUCGACUACCUGAUGUUCAGUUUGCUGAUGAUGGCGCCCACUGGUACAGAUCUUCUGCAGUUGUACUCAGGUUUCACAGAUGGUUUAACAAAGCUAGAACAGAUGAUCCAAGAAAAAAUCCAGUUCUUUCCAACAAGUGCCACAUUCUGUCAGCAAGUGGACUACGGCUGGUGGAGCUCCGGACAGACCCUGGGGGACUUGUGUUUCAUCACUGGGAGUUCCUCCAUGAGACUCCACCAGUGGACUUUACACUCAAGAGAUCAAGGGUCAAGGCCAUUCCAGAGGGGACCACCACAGCUACUGUCAUGGCAGAAGAUACCUUUGGAAAUAUUUUAAAGAAGAGAGUGAAGAUAGAUGAUUUUGAAUGAAGCUGCUUUAUGGUAGUCUGUUAAUCAGUUCAGGAAUGGCUGCAAGAAAUGGCUGUUGAUUCAGUCUGACAAUCUGACAAUACUGCAUGAAAUGUUGCUUAUAAAUGAAAUAUUAUGGGACUAUCUACUGUUGAUUUUGGGGACAGCUGCACUUACUCUCCCCUGCCUCAACACAAACACGUUCAUGCACAAGUUUAUUUCCUAUUUAAUCCAAGCUAGAGGCUAUAAUCUUAACCUGAUAUUCCAUAAGUUCUGCGGGUACAUUUAUUGUUUUGUUGGUUUUGUUUUGUUGACGUAGCUUUAUGUUAUAUACACAUGUUAGACAUUUAUUGUGAUGUAUUAUUGUUUAUUUAGUAACUGUCCAGUAGUGAGUGACAUGCACAGGAGGAAAGCUACCAGCAUAAUGAACCCAUACGCACAGGUUUCAUCUAUUGCAAUUUGGAUAAGUAAAUAAAAAUUUAAUUUUUGUUCAGGCAAAGGAAAACUUACUUUUUGGAUCUGUUGAUUCUAAUUUGGUCAUCAUUUGUUGCAACAGACAAUGUAAAUUAACUUACCCAGUAUUCAUUUAACAGAAUCUGUUUUCAGUUAUACUUUCUUCUCUAUAUAUUUUGCAUCAUUUGAAAAUAUUUACGUAUUCAACAUCUGAAAAAAUGACAUAUGACUGACAUUGUGAGUUACCUCCCUUCCAUCAGGUGCCACAAUGGCCAGUCAGUACAUACACUAGUAUAUUGCUCACACAACUCACUGACAGUCGUACGCAGCACCACGCCUUCCUAGGAUUGAUUUCUGCUUUGUUUAAACCUCAUGCCAACUGUUUGAGACCCUUAGUAUAUGCACGUUACAACAGGUGAGAGUAUUCUCACCUUAGAUGUAGGCACUACUUGCAGUACAACUAGGUAUCCCUGAUACUGAUUGUGGUGUUCACACCAUGCAUCCGAUCCACUAUCUUCCAAUACAAUGACUAAGAUACAGAUUCCUAAUAUAUUUUACAUUUCCGUGUUUGUGUAGACCUGGUGUCCCACACUGUCUACUUAGAAACCACUCAACACAGUUUAUUUGGGGAUUGCCUGCCUGAUGUUGUUAAACUCUGCCCAUAUUUUUCUGCUGGCACAUUAUUGCCACGUGUAAUAUUACUCUAUGUGUUCGUAUGAUGAAGCAUCAAAAUAAGCCAUCGUUUGAAAAACACUGUUUUGAAACUUGAAAACAUUAUUUCCCCAUGUCAGUUUCACACUACAAAAAUGAUUGUGAGUUUUGCUCGGAGUGAUAGAAUUGUGUCCCAGGUUACUGUUUUUGAAACGUAAUGGUUCAGGUAAUGAUGGGACUGACAGAUGGUCAGCUGUCUGAGGCUGGUCAGUGAUGACAGGUGUGGUCACCCAAUGUCUACUGAAUGAAAGAGUGACUAUUUCUAUACAGAUAUUUUUACAUGUGUCAUUUUGUACAAUAUAGGCUUUUGUAUUCUUUUUUGAAUGGUGUGUAUAUUUUUUCUGUUAUUUAUGAAACUUUUACUGAUAAAUGGGUAUUGUGUAGAGAUGGUCGAUGGAAUACAUAUAGUGAUGUCAGCGUAUAAGAAUAAGAUGUCAUUGCAUUAAAGUAUUAAAAAAAUCAGACGGUUCAUUUUUCUGUUUUUCAAGUAACAAGGCAUUUUCAGUUCAUUUUAUGAAUACAAGGGUCUGUCCACUCUUUUCCUAAUUUAAAAAAAAAACACAUUGGGGUCAGUAGUUUUUUUAUCAUUCAAUGUGGUAACAAUGACUUAAUGACUUGAACUACAAGUUACACAAGGUGUUCUGAUAAUCAGUAAUGUAUCAAGGACAAAGUUAUAUGUGUUUCAUGGCCAUCGUGGGUGCCACCAGUUGAUAUUAGUCCAUGUAGUUACAGCUGACAGCUGUAGUUUCAGUUUCCCUGUAGUCGGAACUGAUGGGUCAGGACGAGCACAGGAAUGCUGAUCUUCCUUCCUAACAGACAAACUCUAGGAUUCUAUUGGUGACAUUCUGCCUUGUCAUGCGGCAGGCAAUCAUUAGACAGGAGCUUAAAAUAGGCCACAAAAUACCCACUAUUCUGAUCUCACUUGGCACCAUAUAUACACCAUCUCCAUCUCAGACAAUACUGGCAAUACUGAAUAAAACCUGUGUUCAUGACUAUUGUUUGGAUAAUUGACACAUGUCAUCAUUUCUUGCUGGUGACAUCGUGGCCAAAGGAUUCACAAGGUUAACAACCCAUUUACAUUAUAGAGAUAUCAUGUGGAAGGAGUCAGCAUUCCUCGGCCGGCCGGGCUGGCAGUGGGACACACUUGACCUCUGUUGUAGUCAGGGAUGUUCCAUCCUAUACUUCUCACUGGUGCUUCUCAUGUUUACAGUCUUAUUUCUAUGUUGUUGAAGCUGAUCUAGUCACAAGUAUGACAGUCAGGUAGAGUCACCGUCAACAGUCCUGCAGCAGUGGGACUACCCAUCAGUGAUCCACAGAAAGCACCAGGACCUUCUGCUCGACCAGGCUCUGACCUGGUGCCUUACCUCUGCCAAUCUCCAACAUAACGAACAAGUCAGUUUAGUGUUCAGGAAAACAUUGUUUGUUGGAAACCUAUCCUGAUGAUCACCAGGACUAAAUGCAUUAAUGAAGAGAUUGUCCUUCACCCUCUCCAUAUUGCACCACAUUAUUAAUUUUCAAAGUGAAUCGCCUUCUGACAUUGUUUGUAUUGUUGAUCAAAACUGUUUCAUAACAGAAUCAUUUGUGUUCACCUUGCAGGAUUUAUUUUACCAAUACUUCCCUGACUCUUGAAAUGUAUACUAUAUUAAUGACAUAUUUAUGCUGAGUUGAAAUAUAGGAGAUGUUAGAAUCAUCAAAGAUCCUUGUAUUUAUACAUCUUGUAGAGAGUAACAUUUACAGCAGAAUCAGAUGUAAAGCUUGAACAUUUUGUAGCACUUCCAGUAUGCUCAAAUACUAUCAUUCCAUUACAGCUGUAUCAUUGUAUGCAUGUGUAUGGUAUUUACAGAGGGUGUUACAAACAACAUCAGCUGAUCAUAAUUAGAGAAGGAAAACCCCUUGUAAUUAUUUGAGGAAUACAAACUUUGUAUUUUAUUUAAAAAUAUAGAAAAGCAUGAUCAUUAAUAUUUUCUGUAAGUUGAACGCAAUAUUUUAUAGUGUGUAUCUGUAUGGUUCGUACUGUUGACUUCUGUGUAGUUAGUACCCUGGGAUCAGUGUACACACAGUGUACAGCCAGCUAGAGAAGGGUGAGAGGCGUGUCUUACUGCACCAGUAAAAGGGAGCUGUCAAGGGGCGAGUUU
Molecule: messenger RNA, 5303 nt
Organism: Haliotis rubra (blacklip abalone)
Lineage: Eukaryota; Metazoa; Mollusca; Gastropoda; Lepetellida; Haliotidae
Source: RefSeq, a predicted model, not a curated record